AUGGCGCCUCGCUUGGUCAUGACUCCUCGAUCCGGCGAAGCAGCGGCCUCCUGCGAGCUGCGACCCUCUGCCCAGGCGCUGUCUGCUGCUCCUGGCACCCCUGCCUGCGCCGGAGCUCACUCCAUGCCUCGUCAUAUGAGGCACAGCGCUCCCCCGCGGCGCGCAGCUCGAGGCCCGCCCCCAAGACCAUGCCCUGGCGCGCCGAGGCCAUCCACUCCCCACGCGGGGUUACGUUUCGACCCCGCCCCUCCAGAUGUCCUCGAACAGAGCGCCGCCUCUCGCCAAGAAUUACAGGGCUUCAAAAAACACUCUCCGUUACCGCCCGCCUCUGAUGGGCCCCUUCCGCCUGUCCGGGGGGCUCUGUCCUCUGCCCUUCCGCAUGAUCUCGGGCACGACAACUCGCCAUCGCUGUCCGAUCCGCGCGCCGACGGGCGAGACCUCGAUCCCGGACCCGGGGCUGCACCGCCUCCGAGCGGAACGAGAUGCGGCCAGUGCGGCGAGGAGCUCCCCGAUUCUGCGGCCAUCGACGCCCACAUAGCGCUCCACCAUCCGCCGACUCCUCUGGCUGCCCCCACGCCCUCCUCGUGCAGCUCCACCCCGGACCUGGCAGCGGCCGCCCUCCCUGCGGAGCCCGAGCCCUCGGCCUCGCCGUCCCUCAGCGCGGACCCGGCGUACCCCUUCAGGUGCGCUAUCUGCCGGGCCCAAUACAAGACCGAGAGGGGGCUCAAGGCGCACAUGGGCAGGCUCCGCCACUUCACACCCCUUGAGGAGACCGUCCACGACAUGAUCGGGAUACCGAGCGGCAACCCCACGGAGCCUCUGCUGCAGCUCGUCCUGGCCACCUACACGGGGCUUGCAAGGACCCUCCCGCCCGCCGAGACACUCGCCCGCCUCCUCACCAUCUGCCGGAAGGCCGACGGCUCGGGCCGCCUCCCGCCCUCUCGGAUGCUCCUACGUAGGGGGCUGCUCGGGCGGGCCUGGCAGGCCGUGCAGGACGAGGCGUCCCAGGCCCCGCGGAUCCCGGAGCCCAGGGGCGAGCAGCGCAGGCAGAUCAUCCGCGACCUGCACCCCCUCCCAAUGGACGUCUCCCUGCCUGCUGUCCCCCAUACUCUCGGGCCCGCCCCGAAGAUCACCGGCAAGGCCCUGGUGAGGGAGCUGAGGUCCAUGAAGGCCGUCGCCACCGGGCCCUCUGGCCUCGGCAAGGCGCACCUGCUCCACCUCUGCGACAAGGCAGGCGCCGCCGAGGUGUUCGCGACCGCGCUGGCAGGCCUCCUUGCCACCCGAGACUGGGGCCAGCUGAAGCCCCUCGCGGAGUUCCGGCUCAAGCUGCUGCCGAAGCCCAACGGGAAGUGGCGCCCCAUAGCGAUACAAGAGACCCUUCUCGUCGCCUUCCACAGGGCGAUACUCAAGCAGACGGCGCCUCUGAAGAAGCUUCCCUCCUGGCAGCUGGCGUUCGAGCGGAUGGCGCACGUCAAGGCGAUCAGCAGGGCCGAAGAGCUCAAGGCCUCGCACCACCUGCUGACCGUCGACGUGCGCAACGCCUUCAACUCGGUGCCCCAUGCGGUGAUCAUCUUCUCGCUCCACCGCGCCAGGGUCCCGCUCCCCACCGUCGAGUACGUCUCGUCCUUCCUGGGCGCGAGGCACUGCGUAGAUCUGACCUCUGUGCCUGCAGGCGUGCCCCAGGGCGACCCCCUCUCGAUGGCGCUCUUCUGCCAGUCGAUCGUGUGGCCCGCGGAGGCCUUCCUCUCCCAGUACGAGCUCCUGGCCUACGCCGACGACCUGGUUGUCGCGUCCCACCCCUCGGUCCCUGCAGACACGGUGAAGAGGGACGCAAGCGACGCCCUGGCCAAGGUGGGGCUCUGCGUCGAGCAGCCCAAGUGCGCCUCGACCCAGCUGGGGGCCAUCGCCUUCAUGGGGACAAGGAUACUGAGGGACGGCCCCUACAACCUCGGGGAGCAGGCCACGCGCUCUCUGCUCGGCCAUCUCGAGACCCUCCGCGCCGCAGACCUCUCGCGCCAUGACAGACUGCGGCUCCUGGCGGCGUGCAUCGUCCCGUCGGUGAACUACGGGCCCCUGGUCGACGCAUACCCGGGGCCCCACUCGUACGCCGACGUGGACGCCGCAGUCUUCGCCGAGGUCGCGUGCCUCCUGUCCAUCCCCGACCAGCAGGCCCGGGCCCUUGCCCUCACGCCCCGCUCCAACUACGGGCUGGGCCUCGUCCUCCCCGGCCACUACCAUGCCGACAUGCAGCAGCAGCGGAGGGAGAUGGCUGCGGGCACCUUCCGCGAGCUGAGGCGCAAGCGGAUCAAGCAGUCUGCGCCCCUCCGAUCGUUCCUUCCGCUGGCCCUGCUGCGCGGACCUCCUCUCAACAACGAUCAGGUCCUCUUUGUGGGCGAGUGCCUCCUGGGACGGUACCAGAAGAGCGUCGUCCUCGGCACCUGCUCCUUCUGCAAGCAGCCCAUGCGCCCCAGGCAUCAUCUCCUCUGCAAGGCUGUGAACGGGAUCCACGUCGCCAGGCACAGCAAGGUCCUUGACGCCCUCGUGGCCUGCGCCAAGGGGCGGCCCGGCUUCGUCACCCUCAACGCGGCCGUCCCCGUGGACCAUCUCCAGCCCGACCUGAUCAUCGGCGACGGCUACGGGGACCUUGUGCUGACGGUCCCCUGGCGCGUCGAGAGGUCCUUCGCCCUCAAGCUGGCCAAGUACAAGCCGCUCGUCGACGCCGGCAGGGCCAGACACAUCCUGCCGGUCGUCCUAGGGACCGACGGGACCAUCCACCCCACGUCGGCUGCCGGCCUCGCCUCUGCGGGCGUCGACGUCCCCCGCUUCCUACAGGAGGCCGCCCUGGUCAUUCUCUGGCACUACACUCAGUCGGCCAUCUCGUACUCCGCACUGGCCGUCCCGAAGGCGUCCCCUGUUGCGGCUGCGGUCCAGGGUGCCCCGCUGGUGCCUGCUUCUCUUCCUGCACCGGCACGCAAGGACCCGCCCAGCGCCCCGCAGUGUCCUGCCGACGCCCCCGCUGCGGCGAUCACUGAGGCGGCGGGGCUCUGCACCCAUGCCCCGCCUGCGUCCCCCAGCGUGGAGCUGAUGCUCUCGUUCGAGGUCUCCAACGCCCCCUCGCCCGGGUCCUACCUGCCGGAGCCCUCCUCUGAAGCGCACACGGCGGAGAGCUCGACCCCAACGCCUGCAGCAGCGGAUCCUCCCGGCGCCCCGACGGUCGAGCCGGCCCGGAAGCAGCGCCCGCCCAUAUUCAAGCACGUGGGGGUCAGGGCGGUGCCAGUGAGGGAGGACAAGCCCUAUCCAUUCAGGAAGGUCUCCGGCAUCCUUCCUGGGGGCGACGCUCCUUGCUCCGGCUAG
This is a messenger RNA of Giardia duodenalis, 3354 nucleotides long. RefSeq names its product putative Reverse transcriptase/endonuclease. NCBI's taxonomy places the organism in Eukaryota, Fornicata, Diplomonadida, Hexamitidae. The transcript has a single exon. Bases 1 to 3354 code for a protein of 1117 amino acids. The record is from RefSeq and is a predicted model, not a curated record.